Molecule: messenger RNA, 1674 nt
Organism: Penicillium bovifimosum
Lineage: Eukaryota; Fungi; Ascomycota; Eurotiomycetes; Eurotiales; Aspergillaceae
Product: putative isoamyl alcohol oxidase
Exons: 3
Coding region: 1-1674 (557 amino acids)
Molecular function (GO): FAD binding; oxidoreductase activity
Source: RefSeq, a predicted model, not a curated record
AUGAAGUGGACAUUGGCUUUCCUGGCUUUUGCAGCAACGACCAUUGCCUCCGAUUGUCACUGUUUGCCAAGCGAUAGCUGUUGGCCUCCUCCCUCCGCUUGGGACUCGCUCAACGGCACUGUUGACGGUCGCCUGAUUGCGACCGUUCCUAUCGGUAGCCCCUGCCAUGCGCCGAACUACGAUGCCGCCGCGUGUGCGGCCAUCAAGGCCAACUGGACCAAACCUGAGAUUCAUUUCGACUCUUCUUCGUCGGUGAUGCAGACGUAUUUUGCCAACCAGACUUGCGAUCCCUUUACUCCCAAGUCCAAGCCCUGCCAUCUCGGCAAUUACGUGAAUUACGCCGUAAAUGUCUCGUCCAGUGACCAGGUCAUCGCUGCUGUCAAUUUUGCCCGUGAAAAUAACAUCCGCUUCGUUAUUCGUAAUACCGGCCAUGAUUACCUCGGUCGUUCAACCGGUGCAGGUGCCCUCUCUGUAUGGACUCAUCAUUUGAGCGAUAUCGAGUACCUGGACUGGUUUGACCCGACCUACCAAGGCCCUGCAUUCAAGGUCGGCGCCGGUAUGGUUGGAUAUCAGAUCCUGGAGGCUGCCUCUGCCAAAGGCCUGACAGUCGUGACUGGCGAAUGCCCUACAGUCGGUCUCGCUGGUGGCUACACCCAGGGUGGCGGGCACUCCGCUCUCAGCACUAAAUUCGGUCUCGCAGCCGACAAUGCCCUGGAAUUCGAGGUUGUCACCGCUGCUGGCAAGCUGGUCAAAGCUUCGCGCUCCGAGAACGCUGAUCUUUUCUGGGCACUGAGCGGUGGUGGCGGCGGAAACUACGGUGUUGUCAUGUCCAUGGUAGUCAAAGCACACCCAGACGCGCCCAUUGCCGGUGCCGCUGUUCAGUUCGGCGCGGCCAACAUCACCACCGAUACCUUCUACGAGGCGGUUUCUCACUUCCACGCUCUGCUACCAGCCAUGAUCGACCAUGGUGUCACCGUCAUCUACCAGAUGACCUCGAGCGCAUUCCUCAUCAACCCCGUCACGGCCUACAAUCAGACCACCGAUGAUGUGAAGGCCAUCCUCAAGCCCUUCCUUUCCAAGCUAGAAAGCCUCAACAUCAAAUACAAAGCCAGCUUCAGCUAUUCCCCAUCUUACUACGACCACUACAACAAAUACAUGGGCCCCCUCCCCUGGGGCAACCUAGCCGUAUCCACCUUCCAAUACGGCGGCCGUCUAAUCCCGCGCCAAACCCUCGAACAACACCCAACCGACAUGGCCUCCGCCCUGCGCAACCUAACCCAAGCCGGCGUAAUCGCAGUCGGAGUCGGCAUGAACGUUUCUUCUCCAGACAUCUCCAACGCCGUGUCACCAGCUCUGCGCAACGCAGCAGUAACGAUGCAAAUCGGGACAUACUGGAACGAGACCGCGCCAUGGUCUCAGAUGAUUGCAGAGCAGCACAAGAUGACGGACGAAUACGUACCGCAACUCGAGGCUAUUACCCCGGGCAGCGGCUGUUAUCAGAAUGAAGGGGAUUUCCGCCAACCACAUUGGAAACGCACUUUCUUUGGGAGCAAUUAUCCCAGAUUGCAGGGUAUUAAGAGCAAGUGGGAUCCUUCUUCUUUCUUCUAUGCUCUGAAGGCUGUUGGGAGUGAUGUUUGGUCUGUAUCUGAGUCCGGGCGGAUGUGUCGUGUUUAA